This is a messenger RNA of Miscanthus lutarioriparius, 486 nucleotides long. Lineage: Eukaryota; Viridiplantae; Streptophyta; Magnoliopsida; Poales; Poaceae. The record is from the annotation of a GenBank genome assembly.
AUGGGCCUCGCCAGGAAGUGGAUCAUCUUCGCCGAGCUCUCCAUGGAGCCGCUGUCUCUCAACGAUGCACGUGCAAGCUGGCUCGUCAACAUGGCGGCUCUCGAGCUAUGCACGACUCCAGAUUUUUCUGAUGACAAGAAGGAAUUUGAAGACUCUGCUGUCUGCUCGUACCUCCUCCUCCUGUGCAUGUUGAUGCAUCGGGAGGAGGACGUGCAUGAGCUGCGAACCAAGGGUAUCCUGCAAGGAGGAGCAGGGCUCAACAACAAGAAGACACUCGACUUCUUCACCAGCCUGCAGAGCCUGCGCAAAGGACGCUGCUAUGCCCUCGUCAUGGUAGAGAUCGAGAAUUACAGGAACAAGAGGCCGUGGAUCGAGUUGUACGCGUUUCUUUACAACAACUGGAAGUACAUCGUCGCGAUUGGCUCCGCCUUUGGUGGAUUUAUCGGUAUCAUAACGGCGCUCAUGAAACUCAAGGGCGCCCAUUGA